Molecule: messenger RNA, 920 nt
Organism: Lasiosphaeria miniovina
Lineage: Eukaryota; Fungi; Ascomycota; Sordariomycetes; Sordariales; Lasiosphaeriaceae
Exons: 3
Coding region: 300-647 (115 amino acids)
Biological process (GO): translation
Cellular component (GO): ribosome; mitochondrial small ribosomal subunit
Molecular function (GO): structural constituent of ribosome; small ribosomal subunit rRNA binding
Source: RefSeq, a predicted model, not a curated record
GGGACAGCACCGUACGGUACAUACCUUACCUUACGUAUUCGGCCAUGCGUGGAAGUCGAAUGCUAGUCGCUAUAAGCCUUAAAAAUUAUAGUGCCCUCAGGCAGGCGCGCGUUGAACGAGUAACAGUGGAGGCAGGAAUCAAAAGCGGUGAAGCGGCAAAAUCUCGGCCCCCAAACCAUGUCUGACUGGCGCGCUGCGCCUGCCAGGGCAGUCUAGAACAGCAGUCCCGUGUACAGCAGCAUCUUCGGGCAACGGCAAUACAGGGCGCUCGCGCACGACCGCCGUCAAGUUCGAGCAAGAUGUUGUAUGAAGUUAUUGGCAUGGUCCGCCAGGGCAACCUCAACGAGGUCAAAGAACUCGUCUUGAUAGCCGGCAAGACGGUUCUCCAGCAAGGCGGCGUCAUCCGCGACAUCAAGAAUUGGGGCACCUUCAUGCUGCCGAGUUCCGCCAGCUUGAACCAGGUCCGCCACACCCGCGCUCACUAUUUUCUCAUGCGCUACGACGCCAGCACCAAAACCCACAGAGAAGUGUACAGGGAGCUCGCUCGUGACCCGCGCGUCAUCCGCGCCACCGGCGUCACCCUCGGAAACAACAAGCUCGAGACCCUGAGCAAGUUUGGCCCCAUGAACUGGCGCCGCAUGGAUUAAGAGCUCGUAGGAGGACAAGACACGAUUCCCACCGCGCAGGUGGCCCGUUACAGAAAAUCGAUGGCUUAGGUUUGGGACAAAUGCUGCUGCGGCUGUGGUAGGCCAACAGCAGGCAUACAUAUCUACAUGAAGAAACGAGUGGAGGGAGUGUUCUGGAGGCAUCCUCGCCACGGACCCAUUCCAAGAAACAACGCAGAUAGGCGAAGAAAUGUGGAAGGGCGGUGGGGGGCAUGAUAGCCCUCACCUGUUAGCCCGCAAAACUCUUGGAGCCGG